Messenger RNA from Aspergillus puulaauensis, 894 nucleotides. Its product is annotated as class I SAM-dependent methyltransferase. NCBI's taxonomy places the organism in Eukaryota, Fungi, Ascomycota, Eurotiomycetes, Eurotiales, Aspergillaceae. The record is from RefSeq and is a predicted model, not a curated record. Bases 1 to 894 code for a protein of 297 amino acids. Gene Ontology annotation, biological process: methylation. The transcript has a single exon. Gene Ontology annotation, molecular function: methyltransferase activity.
AUGGCUACAAGCAAAGAUGACGAUCCAGAUAGCACCGACGUGACGAACAAAGAAGAAGUCAAGCUGAACGGCGUCGCCAAAACCCUCCUGGUUACUCUGGCAGCCAGAGCCUGUGACUUUCGUGCCCCUACACCUAUUCUCGGUGAUCCAUACGCCCAAGAUAUCCUGGAUCGUCUCGACGUGGAUGUUGCCGAGAUUGCUCCCACCCCUAACCAAUGCGCCAGUAUUGCCCUUCGAACAAGCCAUUUCGACCAAUGGACUUCGCAAUUCCUCCAACGCAAUCCCCAGAGCACAGUCCUUCACCUAGCAUGUGGUUUCGAUAGUCGAAUGCAGAGGGUAAAAUGGGGUGAGAACACUCGCUGGAUCGAUAUCGACCUUCCCGAGGCCAUUGAGCUUCGACGAAAGGUUCAACCAGAAUCGUUGUCCGGCCGCGAUUACUCUCUCCUGGGCGUUGACGUUCUCGACGAGAUCUGGAUGAAAAAUAUGACAACUCACGGUCCCGUCCUCGUCGUGAUGGAGGGAUUACUGUCCUAUCUACCCGAAGAAGACGUGAAACGACUAAUACAACGGCUCUGCCAAACCUUCGUCAGGGGCGAGCUGCUCUUCGAAUGUAUAAAUACGUCAACACUACAAAAUCUAAACCGGCGGAAACCAAUCGAGUCCAUCAACAACACCGGAGCCGAGUUCCACUGGGGCGUGGAUGAACCGCAGUCGUUAGAACUGCUUCAUCCUGGGUUGAAGUUGGUGGGAUCAGUCCGACUGGUAGAGGCCCCGGGCGUUGAGAAGUUUGCGCUUGGGCAUCGGGCUCUCAUGUAUUUACUUUCUUGGAUCCCUGGGGCGCGGGAUUCUGCGAGGUUCUUGCGGUUUGAAUUUGGAGAAUCUGACAGGGAGUAA